CUCAAUAGGUAGAGCGGCGGUCUAGAUACCCGCAGAUGCGAGUUCCAAUCCUGCUCGAGCCAACAAAUUUUUUCGUUGCUCGAUGCAGUGUCAGAUUAAUAUGAAACUAGUUUUUUGUAUCUCUGAGGAUGGUUCUGAAAUAGAAUUGAAACACUGUGCGUCCUCUAAGACAAGUGUCAAGUCGUCACGAAAAUAUUUUGUGCACUUAAACUGGAUAAGACUCGCUACCAAUCCCUGUUGACUCAAUAGUGAACUUAAGCAAGUGACGUUUUCACGGCGACGGCGACGCUAUUUAACCAUUUAAGACUGGACCGAGAACAGCGUUUUGGCACAAAAAACAAAUCAUUAAGCAAAACAACUGCAGUUGACGGCGACUACACCAUGUCAUUCAGAAAUAUCGGUGAAGUUUUAGCAUACUCUUACGUUGACGAAAUUAUUUCAGAUGAAUUUGUGCUUCUAUAUGAUCAUUACCGUUCGAAAAAUCCAGACUUCAGCUACGAAGACAGCUCCAGGUUUGAUUUUGACAAACUAGAAGAGGCUGAAUGCAAGGCAGAUUUUCGAGUAGAAAAAAGAGAUCUGCAUGUUUUAGCCAAUGCCCUGCAGAUUCCUCCCUCAUUCCAAACGUACCAGAGAAGUGUUGCCGAUGGUUUGGAAGGCCUUUGUAUGCUGAUGAAACGCUUCACCUAUCCCUGCAGGUACGGUGAUACGAUACCGCUAUUCGGCAGACCGGUUCCUGAAUUAUCCAUGAUAACAAAUCAUGUUAUGAACUACGUUUAUGACACUCACUGUCAACGCAUAACCGAAUGGAACAACAAUCUUCUAAGCCCUGAUCUAUUGGAAGUGUUUGCUAGGGCCAUUCAUCAAAAAGGUGCUCCACUACAGAAUUGUUUUGGAUCCAUCGAUGGAACAGUGCGCCCCAUCUGCAGACCCAGACAAAACCAGAGGGUUGUAUACAAUGGCCACAAAAAGGUGCAUGCACUGAAAUUUCAAUCAGUGGUGGUUCCAAAUGGAAUGAUAGCAAACCUUUAUGGACCUGUAGGUGAGUAUUUUUAUAUCCAGAAUAUUUUUAUUAUUAAACAAUAUAUAUAACACUUGAUGUAGUCUAUAACAAAAUAAGAAUACUCUUUGAUAUUAUUUGAUAUCUGAUUGAAAAUGUGCUCAAUUUUACAAACAUCUUAUAAUUGUUUUUAUUACUCUUUGUUUUUAUACAAUAGAGGGAAAAAGACAUGACGCCGGGAUGUUGGCCGAAUCUGGGCUUUUACAAACCUUAGAAGCGUUCUCAACAAGUGGACAACCAAUGUGCUUGUAUGGUGAUCCAGCAUACCCCUUAAGAGUGCACUCACAGGCACCCUUCAGAGAGGCCAACCUAACAAAUCGAAUGCAGCUAUUCAAUACCCACAUGAGUGCCACAAGAGUAUCUGUGGAAUGGUUAUUUGGAGAUAUUAUCAAUUAUUUUAAAUUCCUAGAUUUCAAAAAAAAUCUUAAAAUUGGGUUGAGUAGCAUUGGCAAGAUGUAUGUUGUAUGUGCUCUACUUAGAAAUGCUUUGACAUGCAUGUAUGGCAAACAAACUGCUGAAUUCUUUGACUUGCAACCACCUUCUCUACAAGAAUAUAUUGCUAAUUAACUAUAAAUAAUUUUAAUCCAUUAAGCUGCAGAGCUUCCCCACUAACAAUCAAAAUCGUCUGGUGUUAGACAAGCUAAAAAAUAAGUAGGGCACACUGGGGUGAAUUGCGGCUCAAUGGAUAAACUAUAAACAUUGUCAGAUUUUUGGUUUACCCAUAAAGCUGCAGAGCUUCCCCACUGACAAGUAAAAUCAUUUGGCGUUAAACAAGUAAAAAAAAAAGUAGGGCGCAUUGCGGCUCAAUGGGUUAACUAGAGACAUUGUGACAAGUAAACUUGUCCGGCCUUAAACAAGUAAAAAAUAAAUAAGUAGGGAGCACUGGGGUGCAUUACAGCUCAAUGGGUUAAUAUAAUUUAUGGGCAUUGUGCAAUUACAUUGGGCUCCUGCAAAUGACAUCACAACACUUGUUGACUCCUGCCAUGUUUGGUGGCAAUUAACUUACAAAAAAAUGAUUAAAAACGUUUGUUACGUUGCUUUUGUUUGAGCACUUUCAUGAAUUAUAAUGGUCCACAGCUGUGUAGUAGUCUGUUGAAUAAAAUAUUUUUGCUGCCAAAAAUGGUAGAUUAUUUUUGAUACAUCAUACUGCAAGACCUGAAUACACUGUACUCCAUGUUUUAACAUGUAAUGCAUAACUUUAACCAUAAUUGACUGUCUAUUCUGUCUCAGUAUAUCUUAUAUACUUCAGAAAAAGGGUUAACGUCUGUUUUCAAAUAUGUAACAUAAAAAAGUAACAUCAAAAACCUAUAAAAUAACACUUGUAAGUAAAAGAUUAGAUUCUUCUAUUUGUUUGCAAAUUUGUCCAGGAGAGUCAUGAGGGCCUGAUUCUGAAUCUGCUGUUGUUGAAACAUAGCCUGCAUGGUUUGUACAUGCUGUUGUUGUUGAAGCUGCUGUUGCUUUUGCUGAUCUUGUUGCUGUAUAAACAUGAGCAUGUCCUUUUGCAUUUUACUUUGCUGUUCCAACAACAAAGCACUGUUUGACUGUUCUUUUUCUUGUAGCUCACAUUCCCUCUCUUUUAUUGAUAAGUCAGCCUUAGCUUUUUCCUUUAAAAAUUCUAUGGCAUCACUUGUGCUCCUUCUUCUUUUUUUCAAUGAUCCCUCUGCUCCAUUGUCCUCAUUCCUUUUUUUGUUUUGCCUACAGUCUCCAUGGCUUUUUUUCUCAUUUCCUCGGCUGUAACUUUAUCUUGCUCUGCUUUCUUCCUCUUCGAUUCACAUGGAGGAUUAUGCAUCCAUUCUUCCUCUUUAUCACAAAUUUCCUCUAACAUUGAGCUAAGUUCAUCAUCAUCCGGGCUGAUGACACUUGCUAGAUCUUCUUCUCUGACUUUAGCUUUGUAUCUAUUCAUUAGUAGAUUAAGACGAUCUCUUAAUGACCUCUUGGAUACAUGGAACUUUGGACUUUCCAAUUUGUUAAGAUUUUCUGCUAUUUCAUCCCAUACUUUUCCUCUUUCAGGACUUCCGUUUCGGGUCUCAUACAGACUGGAAACCAAAACUUCUCUUGCAAAUAGUAUAUCAUGUGAAUCACUCCAUUUCAUAGGCUUGUAAAAGAUAUAUUUAAAUGCUCUCAAUUCAAAAUGGUGUGAUGAAAUACAUUGAUAAAUUAAGUAAUAAUAUAAUAUUUCCUGAAACAGAGGAAUUUUUUAUUAAUUUGCAUUCUAAGUCUUUUGCACUUCAUAUUAUAUAGUACAACCUAAUGCAGUAAUAUGUUGAGACAUUAGUCAUUAAAUGGAUUUGUGAAAGACCCUUGAGACUUCCACAAAUCCUACUACUGUACUAGACUUUUGGCAAAUUUAUUCACUUAUAAUUUAUUCGCAUGUUAGAACCGUUCUUUGACAGUAUCCCUUGUAAUAACUUUUUAUUUUGGUUAGAGACCCUAUGAAAUUGUUCUGCUUUUACCCUCCCUAUUUUUCCUACAGGUGAUAAAUUAAUAACAUGCUAUAAACAUUUCCAUUUAAAAAUAUAUAAUAGGUUUAUGUGCAAAUAAUAUACAGUAUAAAUAAAAAUAUAUAAUUCUAUCAUUAAACAAAUCUUUGCUUUUAAGUUUUUAUAUAGUAGGCCUAUAUGUACACAAAAUUAUUUACUUUGAUGUUGUUAUAGUCCAGGUACUAGUCAUCAUUCCCACCUGAACAAAGACAAACUUUGGUCUAAAUUUCCGAUGCUAAUCGAAUACUAUGGUAAACAAUCAGGGAUUAACUAGAAAUAAAUUUCAUUUCAAAAAUUUAAUGAUAAAUAAGUUUAAAAUGGCUGUAUUUACUCACGUUUUUGCCACAACGCCAAAAUAGAGAUUCUCAUGUCGCUGCCGUAACGCUGACCGUGAGAGAAUUGGAUUUGCCAUGCCCAGUAAGACUCGUCCCAGUCCAAAUCGAGAGCUGCCGUCGCCGUCGCCAUGAAAACGUCGCUUGCUUAAGUUCACUAAUAGCUCGAUAGGUAGAGUGGCGGACUAGAUACCCGAAGAUGCGAGUUCAAUCCCACUCGAGCCAACAAAUUUUUUGUUGCUCGAUUGCAGUGUCAGAUUAAUAUGAAACUAGUUUUUCGUAUCUCUGAGGAUGGUUGUGAAACAAAAUAUGUAAAGCAGGUAAGUUUUAACACAUUGGCUUAUUGCAUUUUUUAAUCCCCUCCCCCCCAUACGGAGGACAUCCAUUUUUUGGACCCCCUCCCUUGGAAUUCUGCAGAU
Paramuricea clavata is the source of this 4288-nucleotide messenger RNA. NCBI's taxonomy places the organism in Eukaryota, Metazoa, Cnidaria, Anthozoa, Malacalcyonacea, Plexauridae. The record is from the annotation of a GenBank genome assembly.